Salvia splendens (bonfire salvia) is the source of this 435-nucleotide messenger RNA. RefSeq lists its product as uncharacterized. The transcript has a single exon. Lineage: Eukaryota; Viridiplantae; Streptophyta; Magnoliopsida; Lamiales; Lamiaceae. The record is from RefSeq and is a predicted model, not a curated record. The coding region runs from base 1 to 435 and encodes 144 amino acids.
AUGCUGGAGCAGAAAGGCUUCAACAUAUUACUGAAUCAGGGAAAGAUGUUUGUGAGGUCUGGGAAUCAGGUGGUGAUGGAGGCUGACAGAGAGCAUAUCCUUUAUUAUCUCACUGCUAAAGCUGUUGAUGGUGAAAGCAAUAUUGUGUCAGAUGAGAGCUUGAGGCUGUGGCACAUGAGGUUGGGCCAUCCAGCUGAAGGAAGCAUGAAAGAGCUGAUAAAGAAAGGCCUAAUUCCUAGAGAUAACAGCAACAAGAUGGAUCCCUGUGAGCAGUGCAUUCUUGGGAAGGCAAAGAAGGCUCUCUAUCCUACAACACCUCUUGGCUACAUACACAGUGAUCUUUGGGGUCCUUCAUCUAUUAAUUCAAUUGGUGGAAGGAGAUAUUAUCUAUCUAUUAUUGAUGAUUAUACUAAAAGCUCUGGGUCUAUAUUCUAA